GUGGCUGGUGAGGUCAUGGCUGUGCCGGAGGGGGAAUUAGCACGUCAUAAGGGGAUUUGGGAACAAAGUAACGUCGCUAUCAGCGCGUCCCAGUCCGAAGUCAACCUGUGGACAAAGGCAGAAGGGAUCUGGGUGGAGUGUAAUACAUGGUUGGAGGCUGCCAACAAGAACGUGUUUGGUAAAAAAAGCCAGGCCGGGUGCUGGAGUUGUGUCCCCAUCUCGGAUGUAGCCUACACAGACAGUGUUUCAGACAAGACUGACACCUCCAAUGGAUUAACUUCUGAUUCGAGGAGCUGGGACGAGCCACUGCCUCGUGUGAACGGAGUCACAACCUUCAAGAGAAAUGGUGAAGAAGACGUCACUAGUACUGCACUACGAUCAAAGGACCUACAUCACGUGCCAAUAGAUCUAGAUGUGGACAGUAACUAUAACCUUCAAUGGAAACCUGCAGAUAGAGGGCCACAGCAGAGGGACAGACUAUCAUCAAAAGUGAAGACUACAGAGAGAUAUUCCACUGGGAAUGACUGCAGCAUAUAUAAACCUUCUAUAAAUAACAGUUGUACAGCCAGCAGUAGAACUGAGGCAGUAGAUGUCAAAGCUGACGGUUCGCUGAAUGAAAUCAGUACAAGAAGCACUUCUGUCAAAGCCUGCAUAGAGCUCUUCAAUAGAAGAUCAGCAGAGAUAGAACAGCCUCCUCAAAUCCAGCAUCAAAAACCACACAAUACAGGAUCUAACAACAGCAAUACAAGGGAUCACCGUGUACAGGCCAACUCAAUAGACAAGAACUCAAAUUACUGUCCGUCGGCACAAAAGAUCCAUCGGUCAAACCUCAGCAAUGUGAAUAAAACGCCAGACGGUACUAGAAGGGGUCAAUCAAGAACAGGCUGCAAGAUAUAUGACAGAGAGGUUGACAAAGGGUUUAUUCCAGGGCACCAGAGUCUACGAAAGGGAAAUUCUGGCAGUCUGUCUGUGUCUGAGUCAGGCAGGACAAGCAUUAGAGUUGGGAUUCGUAAGGAAAGUUCAACUGUCCAACAGAAAUCGCGUAUUGGAUGUGGCGAACAGAAAUCUCACCCAGAUUCCAAACCAGACGUUGUAACCACAGUUAUCAAACAGUCCUCUCCAUUUGAACCUGACCCUGGGUACACGAUUGCAGACUACAGACAGGCGCAGCGGCAGUUAUCCAAGAUGAACGGUGGUGGGGGGAAGCAGCGGCGGAUCCAGCAGGCCCUGUUCAUGAACGGCCACACCAGUAACAUCCUGGAGAGUAUGGUGGGGGUGGGGGACAUGGUACUGCUGGAUCCACUCACAGAGGAGGCCUGCAUCAACAACCUGAAGAGGAGGUUCUACGCUGAAGACAUCUAUACAUACAUUGGCCAGGUGGUGGUGUCAGUCAACCCUUACAAGAAGGUUCCCCUGUUCAGUCCCAGCACUAUUCAGACCUACCGGGGCAGGAACUUGUACGAACUGCCACCACACAUAUAUGCCAUAGCAGACGAUGCCUACAGGUCCAUGAGAGACAGGAACAGGGACCAGUGUGUCAUCAUCACGGGCGAGAGCGGGGCGGGGAAAACAGAGGCGAGUAAGAUAGUGAUGCAGUAUGUAGCUGCAGUGUGUGGGAAGGGAGAGGAGGUGGACAGAGUGAAGGAACAGUUACUGCAGUCUAACCCGGUGUUGGAAGCUUUUGGGAAUGCAAAAACCCUCAGGAAUGACAACUCUUCCAGAUUUGGAAAGUACAUGGAUAUAGAAUUUGAUUUCAAGGGAGACCCCAUAGGUGGUGUCAUUACAAACUAUUUGUUAGAAAAGUCUCGUGUAGUUAGGCAAACAGAAGGAGAGAGAAACUUCCACAUUUUCUACCAGUUGUUACAAGGAGCACCACAAAGUCUACUAAAUAAGCUGCGCCUGUCCAGCACGUGUGAGAAGUACGGUUACCUGAACCAGAGUCACUGUGUGGCCGUCGACACUAUCGACGAUGCAGCCCACUUCCAAGUAACGGAGAAUGCCAUGAGAGUCAUAGGGUUCACAGAAACAGAGAUCACCCAGGUGUUCGAGGUGGUGGCGGCGGUACUCAAACUGGGCAACACCGAGUUUGAGUCUUUCAUCUCUUUCAAUGGCACAGAGGCCUGCAAUCUGACCAAUGAACACACGAUUGAGGAAGUCUGUAAGAUGAUCCAGUGUGACCCUGAGCAGUUGAAGCAGGCACUGACUAACCGUACCAUGGACAUCUGUAUCACUGGUCUGGCCGAGAGGGUGGUGUCCACUCUCAGCUCUGGACAGGCUGUGUAUGCCAGAGACGCCCUGUGUAAGGCCAUGUACUCCAGGCUCUUCUCCUGGCUGGUGGGCAGGAUCAAUGACAGCAUCAAGGUUCGCUCAAGAGGGAAGAAAAAAGUCAUGGGAGUUCUGGACAUCUAUGGGUUUGAAGUCUUUGAGAAGGACAACAAUUUUGAGCAGUUUGUCAUCAACUACUGCAAUGAGAAGCUGCAACAGAUCUUCAUAGAACUGACCCUGAAGGAGGAGCAGGAUGAGUAUGUACAGGAGGGUAUUGAGUGGACACACAUUGAUUACUUCAACAACUCUAUCAUCUGCCAACUCAUAGAAAAGAAAAACACAGGGAUCCUGGCUAUCCUGGAUGAGGAGUGCCUUAUUGGUGGGAACGCGUCGGACCAGAGUUUCCUGAACAAGCUGAACGAAGUGUGCAUCAGGCACGAGCACUACGAGAGCAGGAAGAAGAAGAGCUGCAGGUCGGACAAAACCCUCCCGUAUGACUGCUUCAGACUCAGACACUAUGCUGGAAGUGUAACAUACAGUGUCCAGGGUUUCCUGGAUAAGAACAAUGACCUCCUGUUCCGUGGCCUGUCCCAGACCAUGUUCGGAUGUGACCAUCAACUGGUCAAGAAGCUCUUCCCAGAUGGCAACCCGAGAAGACAGACGAAGAAGAGACCCCCCACUGCAGGCACACAGUUCAAGAACUCCGUAGCAGAACUGAUGAAGAACCUUCUGGCUAAGAACCCCAACUACAUCAGGUGUAUCAAGCCCAAUGAUGUGAAGAGCCCAAACAUGUUUGAUGACUCAGUGGUCAGGCAUCAGGUCAGAUAUCUCGGUUUGAUGGAGAAUGUGAGAGUGCGGCGUGCAGGUUACGCGUACCGGCAGCCGUACGACCAGUGCCUGCAGCGGUACAAGAUGCUGUGUCCCACCACGUGGCCCAACUGGCGCGGUCACCCCAAGGAGGGACUGCAGACACUCCUGACACACCUCCGGGUCAAACCUGCAGAGUACGCUAAAGGGAGGACAAAACUCUUCAUCCGCAACCCAAGAACACUGUUUGACCUUGAGGAGAGAAGAAGAGACAAGAUGGAGGACCUGGCUAUCCUGAUCCAGAAAGUGUUCCGUGGCUGGCGGCAGUGGAAGCUGUACCAGGCCAUGAGAGCCAGUCAGAUCCUCAUCUCAGCACAGUUCAGAGGAUACAGGCAAAGAAAGUCGUACCAGCUGCAGAGAAGUUCUGCCAUCACCAUUGCUGCAUUCUUCCGAGGAUGGAAGGCACGCCAGCUGUACAAGCAGAUGAAGUAUGAGAAACUAUGCAUUUGGUCCGUCGGAAUCAUUCGCAAAUACUACUUGGGUUGGCAAGCCAGGAAGCUGUGCAGGCAGCUUAGGCAUGAGAAACGCUGUGUUUGGGCUGCCAAUGUCAUUCGUGCUUACUACAUUGGGUGGAAAGUGCGUAAGGAGUACCGGAAGCGUUUCCGUGCCAAUGCAGCCCCGAAGAUUGUCAGCUUCCUGAGAAACUGUGUGAGGAGAAAGUACCUGCUGUUCCUGCAUUCCAGACUGGCCACCCUGCCGCGGUCACUGCUGAGUCACGAGUGGCCGAGGUCCCCCCUCAUCUGUCACACCACCAGCAAACACCUCAGGAAGAUCUACCAUGGCUGGAGGAUCAUUCCAUCCUUCUACCCACCCCUGACCAGUCGAAACUGGCCCAUCGGGCCCAAAUCGUGCCGAGAGGCCAGCCUGCAGCUCUGGAGGAUAUACCACACGUGGCGGUGUCGGAAGUACCGUGAGAUGUUGGAUGAGGAAACACGGCGCAUCAUGAGGGAGAAACUCAGCGCCAGUGAGAUCUUCAGGGGCAGGAAAACUCUCUAUCCUGAGACAGUUCCAAGACCCUUCAAGGGAGACUAUGUCCAGCUGCGACAGAACGUGAACUGGCGCCGAAUGACGGAGUCAACGGGAGAACACGAGGUCCACUUCUCGGACAUCGUGUACAAAAUCAACCGCUCUAACGCCAAGGACAGUCUGCGGCUGAUGGUGAUCUGUGAUGCCUCCAUGCUGAUUGUGAACCAGAAAACCCUGGCUAUCAAGUACAGACUGCCCAUUACAGAGAUUGCGGGAAUCUCCGUGAGUCCGUUCAUGGACAACCUGUUUGUGAUCCACAUUAACCAGACGGGAGAGGAGGCGAGCAGGAAGGGGGAUUUUGUCUUCCACAGCGAGCAUCUGGUGGAGAUUGUGAGCAAACUGAGGGACCAAGCCGAGCGUGCCAAGGGCGCACUAGUACCUGUCAGAAUAUCCAACACGUUCAGUGCGCAGUUCAACGGAAAGGGAAUCCAGGUAGAGUUUGUGGAGACCGGUCUGAACGGGAAAAUGCCAGUGUGUAAGCGCAAAGACGACCAGCUCGACGUCCUAGUAUGAGAGGACCCAGUCCAGCUGCCCAUUGUAUGUCAAGAAAGUGCCUGUAAAAGCUGACAACUUUUCCAACUCGAUGAUGAUAAGGGAGUGUGUAUAUUUGCUAGUAGGAUUUUGUAUGUUCUAAUACAUGUCAUACGUGUGAAUGUUGAAGUGUAAGUGUUAGAUUUGGUUAAAGAUAGGAGUAAGUCUUAGUGGCCUGUGAUGCUGGACUAGGACCAGACAUUCUGUAUACAGUACAUGUAUAUUUGAGUGUGUUUCUAUAUUCAGUAUAUGAGUGUAUACAUAACGUUAUACAUAUAUUUAGAUAACGUACUUAAGUCUGUGAUGCAGGUCUACUGUGCGUAACUUCAUACACCUUUAUGAAAAUUAGGUUAACAGGAAUCAAUGCCAUGGUAAUUUUCUAGCUACACUAAGGGUAUUUCAAAUCAAUUCAAAGAUGAAAUACUGAUGUACUGAUGAGAGAGGAAAUUUUGUGUACAAAUGUAGGUUGUAUUGCAGUGUUUUCCUUGAUAAUAUAGCUCUGACUUUUAUUUGAAAUAUUUCCUUAUGUACAAGGCUUCCUAGAGCAUUUCCAUGAUAGCAAAAGUUUAUUAUUGUGUUUUUUUUCAAUCAUCUAGAAAUGCUUGUAUUUUGUGCAUAAACAAAGAUUUGAUGAUCAUUCUGGACUCUUUACAUCAAAAGAAAACACUCAAAGUCUGAAACUGAAUCAGAUGGUCCCCAAGUAUGGAAGUUGAAGGAAUUUUGCCUUUCUGGUGCUUCAUGCUUUACAUUUAGGUAUUUUUAGAAAGCUACUUAAUGUCUAAGCAUAAACAAAAGGUUCAGGGAUAUAAGUUAACAUUAAUCAUAGACAGUUUCAGUUUUGAAAAGUAGAAUAUGAAGUUACAUACAUUUCUAUUGAAUGUAUUUCUUACACAAACAUCUUUUUCUGCUCAGGCUUAUUUAAUUAACUUCCAGACAUAACUUUGUUUAUGGUCAACUAGUGCAUCUUACUAUUGGUAAGUACAUACAACAUCAUAUGUUCUGUAUACAGUACUAUGCAAUUAUAUAGUUCACUUCAUAUACAGUUGUAGUAUUAAUGCCAUACAUUUAUACAGUAUUCAACAUAUUGUUAGUUUCGAAUGUUGCUAUCCAAGAGAUCAUUGUUUCCAUAAUUUUCUUAAGCAUUUUUGUUGUAUAUAUGAAUUGAUAAUAAUCUAUGCUGCAAAUGCAUAACAGCUUAAGCUAAUAUAGGUUUUCAUAACAAUAAUUGGUCAGCAAAUAAGGUUAUGAUUAUGAGAACAAUAAGUAGAUCAAUCAGUGCAAUUAGUGUAAAUUUUGUAACUGAACGGAAUAAGUUCACUUUCAUGAACAAAUGGUUUAGAAUACAACAGAAAGCAAGUACAUGUAACUUUAGUUAAUUUCCUGUUGCUGUGUUGAAUGCCAAAGAUGUUUAUAUUAGUUUAAUUAUACGUGUACAUGUAUCUAGUUUCUUUGUCAUGUAUUCAGAACAAGAUAACAUUGAGCUUCAAGGUGGAAUCACCAUGUGGUGCCAUAGACAUUUCAUAGUACCGAUCCAGUGCGAAACAAGGGAAAAACUUCAUUUUAUUUAUAGUAUUACACACUUGGCAAAAUGACUUGUACAAGUUAGUCUUGUUCCUACUCCUUUAUUUUGACCUGCCACAAAAGUAGAUUGGUGAUAUGCCAAACUUAAGACUGAAAAUUACAUGUACCCCUCCUCUCUGUAUGAUUACUUGAUCUUUUAUGUAGAAUUAGUCUUGUAGUCCAUCCUUGAAUGGUUUUAUGAAACAAAUUUUGGUGAUUACAAAUGGCUAUGACAUAAACACACGUGAGGCAAGUUAACUUCACAACACAUCAUCAUCACUUCACUGUAUUUUUAUACCAUUAACAAUUUCAGAUAGAUUAUUAACAUUGUCAAAGUUACUUAAUAUGAUUAUUAGCUGAUUUAAAUUAUAUGCAAUGUUUAUAAGUCACUUAUACAGGUUAGCAAUGCAACCUAAAACUUUCAGUAUUUCUGUAUAUACUAGACUUAUUCAGGAAGAAAAGGCAGUGUUUCUGAGAUAUUACCAAACGGAAAUAUCAUUAUAGAAGCCAUCUCUUAGAUACUAUUUGUCUUGACUGCAUAUUGCUAGAUUCAAUUGUUCAAGUCGGAGUGCAGAGUGUUUUAUCUAAUAGUUUCUGCAUUUUUGUUUCGUUUGUUUCACUUAACCGGUAAACCAUCUUUAGGCAUAACAUUUUAUCAAGAUUAAUCUAGAUACAUGUAAAGUAACUUUUUUUUCUAAUUAUUUUCCAUUAAUACCCAAGAAUUGUACUUAAGAAAAUUAUAAUUUAUUAUUGCAGUAAUAAUUUGGAAUUUGGUGAUUGGGUACCUUACUAGUUAUACAUAUGAACAUAUAUAAACAUGACUUAUAGUAUAGACUCAAACGGAACAACAUUACACUUCAUUGUAAGAUUCUGUUGGGUGAAGCUUUGGGUUAUAUCAAGGAAACACAUUUUAGUACCAUUAUUAGAUACAAUAUCUCACUGUGAUUGUAGUGAGCUAUCUUUGAUACUGAACUGGAUGUUGGCAACUGCCAUGAUGAUGAAUAUAAGACAUUGCAGGAUCUUUGCAAAUAUGUC
Molecule: messenger RNA, 7284 nt
Organism: Branchiostoma belcheri (Belcher's lancelet)
Lineage: Eukaryota; Metazoa; Chordata; Leptocardii; Amphioxiformes; Branchiostomatidae
Product: unconventional myosin-Ia-like
Exons: 33
Coding region: 16-4671 (1551 amino acids)
Biological process (GO): vesicle transport along actin filament; actin filament organization
Cellular component (GO): cytoplasm; vesicle; myosin complex
Molecular function (GO): ATP binding; actin filament binding; microfilament motor activity
Source: RefSeq, a predicted model, not a curated record